This is a messenger RNA of Coprinopsis cinerea okayama7#130, 1392 nucleotides long. RefSeq lists its product as hypothetical. Lineage: Eukaryota; Fungi; Basidiomycota; Agaricomycetes; Agaricales; Psathyrellaceae. Bases 1 to 1392 code for a protein of 463 amino acids. The transcript has a single exon. The record is from RefSeq and is a predicted model, not a curated record.
AUGCACGUCAACGAGCUUCCCUCUGAAGUGCUCGCCGCCGCCUUCGAACUCGGUGUCCUUACCACAGGCAUCCGUUUCCUUCCACCAGUCUGCUUGGUUUGCAGAACUUGGUACCUGCUCAUCAAUGAAACCCCGCGUCUAUGGGGUAUAAUCGACGUUUCAAGGACGGCAAAACCGGACCUGUUACUCGCCCAAGUGGACAAAGCCAAAGCCGCGCCAUUGACCGUGUUCGUUUCGGAAACAUAUACUGUUUUGGGGAAGCGACGCAACUUCGAUGUUAUCGACAGGCUGUCAAACCUAUCCUGCAAUUGGAUCAAGGCGGAUGUCCCGCGGUGGGUGUUCAGCCAAAGGGAGUGGCCCACGGACUAUCCCAACCUCGAGGAGCUGGUCAUUUUUUCGGGGAGACUUGCCUUGCCCACGCAAUCUGAUUCCUCAUCUCAAUCGACCCCACCUUCCUCUAACAAGCUACGGUCCCUUGUCAUCGACGGCGUCACCAACAGCGGGCAAUUCCUGUCCCCAUCCAUCCAGGCGUUCACCUUGAAAGGUCGAGGCUCAUCCCCACCAGUCAGCGAUACUCUCGCUCAACUGUCCCAGAUCCCAAACGUCCGGCGGCUGAAGAUCGACGGCCUUUGCCAUCGCCCACAACUUCUCAAUCAAUCACUCACCGUCACCUUGGCGCACUUGAGGGAGAUGGAGCUCACAGGCCUCCGUUACCUGAGUAUACUCUUAUUAUAUCUGGCCGCUCCAAACCUUCACGUCCUGACUAUCGACAACACUUCGAUUCGUAACCACCGCCCGUGGUGGUGGAUGAAUCAACCUGGUUUGGAUAACGGUCCCGAUCAAGAGUGGACAUUGCUGACACCCUUUUUCACGCAAUGGUGCGAACCGAGAUUCACUCCAUCCAAUCUCCAUACCCUCAAGUUGGUGAAUUGCCUCAUUCCCUCCGACCUUCCUUUCCUUGUGCGUUUCCUCGCCCGCACCCCUAACCUUGUUCGGUUAAUCCUCGUCGACGAGGUAAUCGCUGGGAUCCCGUCAGCCCUUUCUGGUCUAGAAGAAAGCGACGAAGGCGGUAGGGCAGGGAUACUGGACGCCUUGAAGUCACCAACCGCUGCAAUGAGCGCUGGUGGCGGCUGGCUCUGCCCUUCCCUCAUGGUAUUGCAUAUCGAAUCAAAGGAGUUGGAAACGAAGGACUUGAUCGACGUCGCGGCAAUACGCGGGGUUCGCUCCCCUGUCGACUGCGGGCUGAGCCAGUCUGCUCCCAAGAAGCUGCGAACGAUCACGGGGUUUAUCUGUGCGGGUGCAGAGGGAGAAUUGGCACGCCUGGAAAGCCUGGUCGACACUGCAUGCUGCACAUGCCUUGGAUGUGACAUGAACACGUUGGCUCGUGAGUGA